Microcebus murinus (gray mouse lemur) is the source of this 2302-nucleotide messenger RNA. NCBI's taxonomy places the organism in Eukaryota, Metazoa, Chordata, Mammalia, Primates, Cheirogaleidae. The record is from RefSeq and is a predicted model, not a curated record.
CAGAAAGUUUUCUGUUGAGCUUAGUAUAAUAAACUUCUGUUCUGAAAACUAAUACAUUUUGAAUUAAACAAUGCACAGAAGUCAAGAUGGAUAACAUCUUUCUGUGGAGUCUCCUAUUGAUUGUUUUUGGACAUCAAACCUCAAGACUCAUGGCUCAAAAAAAUAUAGAAUUUGCAGUGGAUCUUUAUCAAGCAGUUUCCUUAUCUCAUAAGAGCAACAUUAUAUUUUCCCCCCUUGGAACAACUUUGGUUCUUGGAAUGGUACAAUUGGGAGCAAAAGGAAAAGCACAACAACAGAUAAGACAAAGUUUGAAACUACAAGAAACCUCAACUGGAGAAGAAUUUUCUGUACUGAAGUCAUUUUUCUUUGCCAUCUCAAAGAAAAAACAAGAAUUUACAUUUAAUCUUGCCAAUGCCCUCUACCUUCAAGAAGGAUUCACUGUGAAAGAACAGUAUCUCUAUGGCAACAAGGAAUUUUUUCAGAGCUCUAUAAAACUGGUGGAUUUUCAAGAUGCAAAGGCUUGUGCAGAGACAAUAAGUACCUGGGUAGAAAGCAAAACAGAUGGAAAAAUUAAAGACAUGUUUUCAGGUGAAGAAUUUGGUCCUCUGACUCGGCUUGUCCUGGUGAAUGCUAUUUAUUUCAAGGGGGAUUGGAAACAGAAAUUCAGGAAAGAGGACACACAGCUGAUGAAUUUUACUAAGAAAGAUGGCUCAGCAGUCAAAAUUCCAAUGAUGAAGGCUCUUCUAAGAACAAAAUAUGGAUAUUUUUCUGAACCUUCCAUGAACUACCAGGUUUUGGAAUUGCCUUAUAAAGAUGAUGAAUUUAGUUUAAUCAUUAUACUUCCUGCAAAAAAUAUGAACAUAGAGGAAGUGGAAAAACAAAUUACUGCUCACCACAUCCUGAAAUGGUUCUCUGAGAUGCAAGAAGAGGAAGUGGAAAUAAGCCUCCCUAGAUUUAAAGUAGAACAAAAAAUAGACUUCAAAGAAGCUUUGUAUUCAUUGAACAUAACUGAGAUAUUUAGCAGUGGCUGUGACCUUUCUGGACUAACAGCAACAGAGGCCUUGGAAGCGACAACAAAACAGAGAAGAUGGAGCGAUUUUGCUAACUUGCACCUGGAGGCUCCUGCGUGGUGAAGAUGCUCACUUGCACAGCAAAGCCAAGACGGUCUUUUAAUUCUUCUGGUCCUGGAAGGACUCACUAGUUCAAAAAUAACUCGGAGAAAAAAGAAAUGGAUGAGGAGGGCCAAUUUGUCCCAAACUAUUUACCCUCUUUUAAACUUAGUCUUCUGUUUUACAAAAAGGGAACUUGCCUGUCUGAUGGGUUUUUGUAUUAUAACAUGAAGUAUUAUGAAAAUAUGUUGUGUAUUUUUAUAUAGAUACCUGGGCUUUGGAGAGGUAUUCAUUAAUUUAGUCACCUAUCAAUUGUGUGGGUAAAUGAAUAGAAUGAGUAAGCUUUCCUGGUGGGGGAGGUGAGUGAGGUUCACAGGUGUCAACAAUGUUCAUUAUCACCUUCUCACACGAUGCUACUUGUUCUCACACUGACAGACCUGACUUUGACAAUUUCAUCAGCACCAGGUAUGAAACAGUCAACAUUAAAUACUGCAGCAAGAUGCUAUAUCAGUAUACCUUGGAACACAGCUACCGCAGAAAAAUCAAACCAUUUUUCAAGCACUUCGUUCUCUUCAACUUUUUUCUAGCCUUAGAAAACUUACUUGAUAUACCUCAGACAUUUCAAACAGCUACUUAUUCUGCAAAUUCCCAGCAAUCUGUAACUUCUAUAAAAUCUCCUUUUACAGAGUUUUAAAGAAAAUACCUCCAAAAUGCUUCAUAAAAGAAUUUGUUCACGGGAAUGAACCCUGAGCAGAGAGAAAUAAAUGCCUAGCAUUUUCUGCUCUUUCCUGCCUGAGUUACUUAUUUGAGCUGUUUUAACGACUUUGGCUCUGUCGUACUGCCUGGAAUGGAACAGCCAUAGUCCAUGCUGACACUACAGCUGGCGGCUCGGAGCACAGUGAAUUCCCUGCUAUCACCACUCAUCAUUUGUGCAGUAAACAUUCACUAACGGCCACUGUGAACCAGUCCAACACUAGUGCAACAGGAACUUUCUACAUGAGAGAACGCUACCUCGUUCUCAUGUAGUUCACAAGAUUUGAAGAAAAUGUUCUUAUAGAUUUAUUUUGGAAACUUUGAGAUAAAUUUUUCACUUCUCACUCUGUCAUUACUUCUUGUGUCACAUGUAGUAAAGUACUUAACCUUUCUGAGCCUCAAUUUUCUAAUCUGUUAAGUGAGAUAAUAUGUAGUGAUUU